CCUCCGGGCCGGGUCACAGAAAGCUGCUCCAUGGUGUCUUGUGUUUGUGUGCAGAGCUUUGCCACCUGCCCGUGUCCGUGGGAGCUCGCUGGUGCCCAGUGAGCUCAGCCUGCCCUGCCCUGCCCUGGGACGCGUCCGAGCUGAGCUGCACCGUCCAGCCAUGCUGCGCUUCCUCUGGGACAGCAUCUCCUUCCAGAUGCUCCUCAUCUUCCUCACUGUCUUCCUGCUCGUUGCUGACUACCUGAAGCGCAGAAAGCCCAAGAACUACCCUCCCAGCCCCCUCGCCCUCCCCUUCAUCGGGCACCUCUACCUGAUGGACUUCAGAGAUCCUAUAAAGACCAUGUGGAAGCUUGUAGAAAAAUGUGGAGAUAUCUGCAGCACACAAGUGGGCAACUUAUCAUUUGUGUUCAUAAGUGGGCAGCAGCUGAUCAAGGAAGUUCUUGUAAACCAAGGGGAAAACUUCAUAGAUCGCCCUGAUAUGCCUUUGGAGCAGAAUUUCUUCAGCAACAAGGGACUGGUCAACUCCAAUGGGCUCUUGUGGAAGCAGCAGAGGAGGUUCACCUUGAGCACCCUUCGGAACUUUGGACUGGGCAAGAGGAGCCUGGAGGAGCGCAUCCAGGAGGAGUGUCAGUGCCUUGUGGAUGCGUUUGCAGAGGAGCAGGGCAAUCCUUUCAAUCCUCAUUUUCAGCUCACUAAUGCUGUUUCGAAUAUCAUCUGCUCCAUCAUCUUUGGCAAUCGAUUUGAAUACCAUGAUGAGGAAUUCCAAACCUUGCUGCACCUGAUGGAAGACACAGUUAGGCUCCAUGGGACUGUAGCAGGCCAGCUGUACCCAUCUUUCCCAACUGUGAUGAAAUUCUUGCCUGGAUCCCACCAAACCAUUUUAAAAAACUGGAAGGUGAUGAGAAGUUUUGUGGUGGAGAAGAUUGACAGACACAAGGAGGACUGGAACCCCUCGGAGAGCCGGGACUACAUUGACAGCUACCUGCAGGAGAUGGCCAAGCUUUUUGUGAAGGGUGACAGCAGCAACAGCUUCCAGGAGGAAAACCUGGUGGCAUGCGUGCUGGACCUGCUGUUUGCCGGGACCGAGACCACUGCCACCACCCUGCGCUGGGCUCUGCUCUACAUGGCCAUCCACCCAGAAAUCCAAGCCCGCGUGCAGGCCGAGAUUGACCUGGUGAUGGGGCAGGUGAGGCAGCCAGCCCUGGAGAACAGGGACAAAAUGCCCUACACCAAUGCUGUCAUCCACGAAGUGCAGAGGAUGGGCAACAUCAUCCCCUUCAAUGUGCCAAGAGCUGCAGCCAGGGACACGGUCGUGGGCGGCUACACCAUACCCAAGGGAACUUUCAUGAUGACAAAUUUAAGCUCUCUGAUGUUUGAUGAGAACGAGUGGGAGACCCCCCACUCUUUUAACCCUGGGCACUUCCUGAAGGAUGGUCAGUUCCAGAGAAAGGAGCUUUUCAUACCCUUUUCUGUGGGGAAGCGAGCCUGCCUGGGCGAGGUGAUGGCCCGCUCCGAGCUCUUCCUCUUCUUCACGGCUCUGCUCCAGAAAUUCACCUUCCAGCCCCCCCCAGACACCACCUACAGUCUCAAGCCCAAGCUGGGCAUGACCAUGGCACCAGAGCCCUACAAGAUCUGUGCCGUGCCUCGGUAGUGAAGCUUUGGCCACCACCCUGCUGGGGAAGAUCCUUUGGCCAUGUCGUGCAUUCUCUUGAGCCUGCUGCUGAGCAUUCAGUACCAUGCUGAUGUGAUUUUAUGGCUGGCUCAUUUCUGCUGCUUCUGCUUUUGCUUCUCUAAGAACUUGCUAUGAUGAUUGUGCAUUGUAUUGUUUACAUUAUUCCGUAUCUCAACCUCUCAGGGUAAGUGUUGGGGAUUUUGUUUUCUCUCACUCUCUAUCCUGGCACUGAGUCUUGUUUAGACUGUGUGUAAACUGGAACAGUCUAUUUUGCUGCCCAAUAUGGGUCAAAAGAGGUUGAGAUAACAGGAAGUGAGAUAAUGAGAAGAUUCAGUUAAGUUUGUUAAACAGUUUUGUGCAAGUGUUUUUUUCCAUGGCAUGUUUGCAUCGUUGGUGCAUUUGCUCUCCUGGGACAGCUGGGACAGCAUGCUGGGGCAGGCCCUGGUUAUGGUACCUAAACUCUGUGUUUAGGGUGUUAAUCACAUGGAGAAAUGGAUUAUCACAGAAUCAACCAGCUUGGAAGAGACCUCCAAGGUCAUCCAGUCCAACCUAGCACCCAGCCCUGGCCAAGCAAUCAGACCAUGGCACUAAGUGCCCCAUCCAGGCUUUGCUUCAACACUGCCAGGCACGGUAACUCCACCACCUCCCUCGGCAGCCCAUUCCAAUGCCAAUCACUCUCUCUGACAACAACUUUCUCCUAACAUACAUCUUAUACCUCCCAUGGAACAGCUUCAGACUCUGUUCCCUUCUUCUGUUGCUGGCUGCCUGGCAGAAGAGACCAACCCCGCCUGGCUACAGCCUCCCUUCAGGGAGCUGUAGACAGCAAUGAGCUCUGCCCUGAGCCUCCUCUUCUGCAGGCUGCACACCCCCAGCUCCCUCAGCCUCUCCUCACAGGGCUGUGCUCCAGGCCCCUCACCAGCUUUGUCGCCCUCUGCUGGACACAGGACUCAAGGUGUGGCCUGGCCAGUGCUGAAUACAGGGGCAGAAUGCCACAGUGUUGCUGUGCUGGAUACUCAUAUUAUGGUAUGGUUAUUCCACUAGCUGCUUGGUUUAGAUGUAAUCUUAUCCAAUGAAUGGGCCAGGUCUUGUCCAGAGUAAUACAGGUCUUUCCCAGGAAUACUACCUGGAGAUGUGCCCCGAGGCUGGAUGCAUGGGAGAGUAUAGGACAAGUGCCUAAGAUGGUGGUCACCUCCAGUUUUCUGGAAUGUCAGCCCUGAAUGAGUGCAAAAUCCUGACAAACUGGUGAAAGAUGUGGAAAAAAGCUUUUGUCGGCCUGGAAUUUGCUGAGAGACAGACAGCAGUGCAGCAUGCUGGGGCCUGGCCCAUGCCUAUAGAACCCUUCUCAUCACUGUUCAGAGUGCUCAGGGGCAAGAGACAGUCUCAGAGCCUACAGACAGAUGGGCAGGCACCACAGCUACUCGGAUCCCAGCAGCAGGCUUGGCAGCUGCACCACAGAACUAGCCUCUGCCAGUGUCAGUCACCCCUGUGUGGAAAAAGAAAGAUACAAGCAAAGCAGCUUGUCUGGCAAAGAAUGAGGAUGAAUCAGGGUCAUCAGAGUGACAGGAAGAAGAGCCAGGGCUGGUCACUCAAUCAUUAUCCCUGGCCUUGAAAGAUGCCCAAGGACAAACAGUGGAUGAAAAGACUAGCAGACUCCAGCAGUGUGAGAGAAGCCUCUCUCUUCCUCUGUACAGCCCUGUGUCUCAGCUGUGGAGGAAGUGUCACGAGAGGUCCAUCAACCCAAAAAGACCAUGCACUGCUCCCCAUCUGUACAGUCCUGUGUUUGAGCCAUGAGGAGCAGGUGCUGUCCAAUGGAGACAGUCUGGUGUUACUUGCAUGACUACGGGGAGGGAGGACAAGAGGAGAGGACUCCCCAUCUGUACAGUCCUGUGUUUGAGCCAUGAGGAGGGGACAGAAAGCUCACUUCAGUCUUGGCUGCACAAGUAUGUGAAUUACAAGGAAAUUCUCUCUGGAAGAACACUGCCCCAGUUUCCAGUGGAAAAUUGCCCCAAAAGAGCAGAACUGAUAUUGGAUACUGCUUCUGAUCCUCCCGAAGGGACUGCCAGAGCACUUUUACAGGACACGAGUGAUUUCAGUCAGAAGUAGUGGAGCCCUGACUCCAGCCAGGUGGAGGAGAGGGACAGGAAGGUCUACUGGACAGCAUGGAUCAGAUAGUCUGACCUGUUGGGCUUAUUUUGAGUGGGAAAGGACAGUGACUGAUGUGUGUUGUGUGAUGCUAAUUGCUGCUGGCCAUAAUGUAGGUGGUAUAGAAUAAGGAGUGGAGAUUGCCAUGGGCUUGAGUUGAAAUCUGCACCAGCCAGUUGAAUCUCCUGGUGAGUAUUCAGCACCAAGAUGAGGUCAUGCCAGCUUUAAAAUGAAGGUGCUGGCUGCAGCAGAGUAUCAUGGGGCUUGUAGUUCAGAUUGUAACAAAGAUUCCUCCUUCUGCAUAUUGCUUCUGGUUUAGGGGUGGGUCUUUUCUGCUAGGCUGCCUGUAGCCUUGGUGGGGGGCGUCAUUUUAUGCCUGGCUUCUCUUGCUGCUUCUGCUUUUCCUUUUCUGUGACACAGCAAAGGUAAUUGUGCACUGUAUUCUUUUCAUUAAACUCCUCAUCUCAACCCCA
This is a messenger RNA of Pogoniulus pusillus (Red-fronted tinkerbird), 4287 nucleotides long. RefSeq names its product cytochrome P450 2J2-like. The record is from RefSeq and is a predicted model, not a curated record. Gene Ontology annotation, molecular function: heme binding; iron ion binding; oxidoreductase activity, acting on paired donors, with incorporation or reduction of molecular oxygen, reduced flavin or flavoprotein as one donor, and incorporation of one atom of oxygen. Gene Ontology annotation, cellular component: cytoplasm; intracellular membrane-bounded organelle. Gene Ontology annotation, biological process: xenobiotic metabolic process. The transcript is spliced from 9 exons. Bases 161 to 1651 code for a protein of 496 amino acids. Lineage: Eukaryota; Metazoa; Chordata; Aves; Piciformes; Lybiidae.